This is a messenger RNA of Mercurialis annua (annual mercury), 2103 nucleotides long. RefSeq lists its product as uncharacterized. The record is from RefSeq and is a predicted model, not a curated record. NCBI's taxonomy places the organism in Eukaryota, Viridiplantae, Streptophyta, Magnoliopsida, Malpighiales, Euphorbiaceae. The transcript has 17 exons. Bases 139 to 1809 code for a protein of 556 amino acids.
UGCCUUAUUUUAUCCUUGGAAUAGACCAACUGAAUUCCCAAACAACCUAUGAACUGUUAUUUUGGCGCCUCCUAAACUACCAAAAGAAUCUACAGAGACGGCCAACAAAAAACCCCAAGCCCCCUAACGAACCCCAAAAUGACGACGUUUAGCUCAAGUUUCAAGUUUCCCGCGAAGCCAAAAACCGCUCUGUACCUAAUAACCGCCACCGGCCUCACCUUCUACACCGCCAACCGCCUCAAUUUUAUCCCAUUCUCAUCGCACGACGACAUUAGGGCUCCAUUUCACGCCGUCGCUCGCUCCUCCCGUGCAAUAUCCGCCAUUGCUUUGACUGUUGCAGAUUAUAAGUACUCUUUGCGAUCGCUGCCUGAGAACUCAGACAAAUAUGGUCACACAUUAUCUGAGAUUCAUCUACGUUCAGCUAAGAGAAUGCUGAAAUUAUGUGAAGCAAAUAAAGGUUUCUAUGUGAAAGCGGGGCAAUUUGUUGCUGCAAUGCGGCAAGUUCCAACAGAAUACUCUUCAACACUUUCCUCAUUGCAGGAUCAGGCUGUUCCUUGUCACUUCAAAGCCAUAAAAGAAGUAUUAAUCAGCAAUUUCGGUCAGGAUUUUACAAAGAUAUUUUUAUCAUUUGAUGAACGACCAAUAGCUGCUGCAUCUAUUGCUCAAGUACAUCGCGCCAUGCUGAAAGAUUCUCAAGAAGUAGCAGUUAAGGUACAAUACCCUGGGCUGGAACAGCAGAUGGCAAUUGACACGACAACCAUGUCAUUCCUUUCAAAAUCAGUUGCAUGGUUUUUCCCUAAUUAUAGGUUUGAUUGGUUGGUGUCAGAGUUCACAAAGGCUAUUUCUUCAGAACUCGAUUUCACGCAGGAAGCUAGAAAUUCUGAAAUAACUGCCAAAAAUUUUAAAACCAAGAAGAUGGUCAAGGUUCCUCAAAUAUUUUGGGAUUUGACAACAAGACACGUUCUAACAAUGGAAUUUUGUCGUGGACAUAAGAGCAGAUGUAUUUUUAGUUGCACUGUAGAUCCAAGAUUGAGGACAUCAAGGUCCUCUAAAAGUCAGGUUGAUGAUGUGGAACUUUUGAAGGAAAUGGAAAUAAAUCCUGUAAUGGUAGCAAAAGCAUUGGUUGAAGUCUUUGCUGAGAUGAUUUUCGUACAUGGGUUUGUCCAUGGGGAUCCACAUCCUGGUAACAUAUUAGUUUCUCCAGAGGGUUCAAAUGGCUUUUCUUUGGUUCUUCUUGAUCAUGGAAUCUACAAACAAUUGGAUGAAGGAUUUAGACAGGACUAUUGCAAGCUUUGGAAGGCGCUGAUUCUGCAGGACUCUCAUCAAAUAGAGCAGCUUGGUGAACGAUUUAAUGUUGGGAAGUAUUCUAUGUACUUCCCUGUAAUUUUCACAGGAAGAACUAUUAACAGUAAAUCAGCUCUCGGAAGAGGAUUGUCAGCUGAAGAGAAAACAAUUUUGAAGCAGGAUCUGAAGUCCUUAAAGAUGGAGGACAUAUCUUCAUUUAUGGAAUCUCUACCUUCCGACUUCCUCACAAUCUUGCGUACAGACGGGAUUCUGAGAUCAGUUCUUAGCAAGUUGGGUGCUCCACAACAAGUCAGACUGUUAACAUAUGCCAAAUAUGCAGUAUAUGGUCAUUCUUUGAAACUGAAUCCUGAAUGUGAUUCUGCAAUGCAAAUUGCUUUCUUCAGAUUAAAGACAAGCGUUAAUUACCUGCAGCUGCGGCUUAUUCUUGAGGUAAUGGAGCUGUUUUCUUGGGUGAGGGAGGUCAAGCAAUUUCUUUAUUCCUUUUGUAGAAAAGUUUGGGUGUGAUGGCACUAUAGGGGAGUUCGCCUCAAGGAAGUAUUGCUGAAGUAAAUACUGAAAUUGAAAGAUGAAAACAUGCAUCUAUUAAAUGGCUAAUUGUAAUUAAAAAAAGAAGAAGAAAGGUUUUUCAUUUUUUUUACAGGUUCUAUUGAAAAACUAUCUUUUCCCAAUUCAAUUAGGUUGAUUUGAUUGUAAUAUACAAUCAUUCAGUGAUUACUAAAGCAAAACUGGUAUCAAUUAAUGAAAUUAGACAGAUUUGUCUACAAUUUAAAUAAAAUACUUCCAUGCAGCAAUUGGCAA